AUAGCCAGUCAAUUUGAACUCACCAUGACUCCUACUCGAUCGACCUGGCUAGUGACCGGCGCAUCAUCAGGCCUUGGCAAAUAUAUCGCUUCCCAAGCUCUUAAGGCUGGAAAUAAAGUUAUUGGAGCUACACGCGAUGUCGGAAAGGCCGAAACCACCUAUCCGGAAUUUGCGGCCAAGGGCGGCAUUUGGGUAGGGAUUGAUCCUGCCCAGCAGGAUGCCUAUGAUCAGUUUUCGAAGUACUCUCGUGAGUAUCAAGUGGAUGUUCUGGUAAAUAGUGCUGGCUAUGCUUUUAUUGGGGGCGUAGAAGAUACAAGCGAAGAAGAAGUCCGCCAGCAAAUGGAGGUCAAUUUCUAUGGGCCUCUUCGUGCUGUUCGAGCCUGUCUACCGGUCAUGCGUGAGAAGCGCUCUGGUCAUAUCAUUCUUAUUAGCAGUGGUGCAGGAUUUAUCGCUCGCCCUGGACGGGGUACCUAUUCAGCGAGUAAAUUUGGAAUCGAGGCUUUUCACGAGUCCCUGUCUCACGAGGUCAGGUCUCUCGGAAUUAAAGUCUUGAUUGUGGAGCCAGGCGCAUUCCGAACCCCUUUCGCUACCCGUCAGGUUGUGCCUGCUGCAUUUGAGAACGGCUUCAGUGCUGGCUAUACUGGUACACCAGUUGAGGUGAUGGUGAGCAUGUCUCGAAAUCUUACGGCUGCUCCGGAUUGGAUUAGAGGGGAUCCAGAGAAGGCGGCAAGAGUCAUCUUGAACGCUACAGCUGAAGGGUACGAUUACCUCCGGCUUCCCCUGGGUAAGGACUGCGUGGCUGCUUUAGAGGCGAAGAUUGGAGAGCUGCAGAAGGAUUUGGACGCUACACGCUCGGUCGCCAUUACUACUGAUGUUGAUUAA
Messenger RNA from Penicillium chermesinum, 882 nucleotides. RefSeq names its product SDR family oxidoreductase. NCBI's taxonomy places the organism in Eukaryota, Fungi, Ascomycota, Eurotiomycetes, Eurotiales, Aspergillaceae. The annotation marks the transcript as partial. The record is from RefSeq and is a predicted model, not a curated record. Gene Ontology annotation, molecular function: oxidoreductase activity. The transcript is spliced from 3 exons.